This is a messenger RNA of Portunus trituberculatus (swimming crab), 2108 nucleotides long. RefSeq lists its product as uncharacterized. The coding region runs from base 231 to 1793 and encodes 520 amino acids. NCBI's taxonomy places the organism in Eukaryota, Metazoa, Arthropoda, Malacostraca, Decapoda, Portunidae. Gene Ontology annotation, molecular function: cysteine-type endopeptidase activity. Gene Ontology annotation, biological process: proteolysis. The transcript has 5 exons. The record is from RefSeq and is a predicted model, not a curated record.
CACACACACACACACACACACAACCAGACACUGACUCACACACACAGACUCCUUCACUGCAGUCACAACCACCCUUGCCAUUGUCUCAGAUAUUUGGAUUCCUGGAGGCUUUUCUUAAUUUCUAGGCCUAAUAACCGAGUUUUUACGUGGCUUUACCGUGAAGUGUGUAGGCCUCUUAUCUUAGGCCUCCUGUUUUUGCUGUUAUUUUUGUGUUUACGCUCACUGUGGACAUGGAUGACCAGCAGGUGUUACGGUCUGCCCUGACUAGCGGCGUGAUGGUGAAGAGGCAGGACGGUUCCUAUCAUUGCCUCCCUUGCGAGAAAACCCCUUCUGAGGCCUUGCCGCACCUCAAGGGCAGGGACCAUGACAACUACCUCGUGUGGUACAUCCUGCAGCACCCUUCGCCCUCUCAGGAGCUCCUCAACGCCCUCCCACUUGAUGUACGCGAGGCAAAGCGCUCUAACAAAAUAGAGUUGGUGGACAGGGCGCACUUCUCCUACAAAUGCCGCGUGUGUCCCAAGAAAAACCAGUUCACCGGGAUCGAACCCUUGAAGAGUCAUCUCAAUGGGAAUGACCAUAAGAAAGCCGAAAAGAAUAUGCAAGUUUCCUCCUUGGUCCCCAGCCAGACCCAGUCUCCCGCAGGUCCCAUUCACGUGCCCGGUGUCCCACAGAUCCCCUCACCGUCUUAUGUCCCGCAGCACAUCCCUCCCUACGGCGCCGCCCAACCAACGCCAUUGAAUACCAGCGUGACACCUUCGCUGGGGGCAGAAGUUGUUCCUCCUGAAGUGAAGUAUGCUCUGGAUGGUCGUGUGGUGGAGAGGGGCUCAGGUUCCUUCUACAAGUGCCUGAUGUGUACCAAGGACUUCACUGGAGUCGCCCCUUUGCUGGAACACCUGAGGAGUGAAAAGCACAAGAAGAAGGCCGCACAGUACGUCCCUGACCUCAGCAGACUCUCGAUUACUUCUGAUCAACCGAAUCAAGACAACGUUCGUCUAGAGUCUUUACCGAUCGGUGUGGGCAGAAGUGACCAGACUGAUGGACAGUGGACUUUUCCGUGGAUUGUAAGGUCGACUGCACGCCCCCGGAUACCGUCUGAGACUGUCUACCGCAACCUUUCAAUUCCCCGCGGCCUCGUGCUCAUCUUUAAUUAUUACUUUACUGGACAAGGUACUAAUGAGCGUAGAGGCGCCAAGCGGGACAGCUUCAACCUCAAGACUCUCUUCGGCCACAUGGGUUACAUGGUGUACUUGUACGAGGAUCUAAGUAAGUCGGACACAGAGGAGAAACUCAGGGAUCAGCAAGAGAACCAGUACCUCUGUCAUUUCGAUUCCUUCAUCGUGUUCGUCUUGAGCCACGGGAAGGAUGACUCGUUCUCCUGCGGGGACGGGGAAAUGAUGUCACUGAAAAACGUGCGGAGCUACUUCACAGACAACAACUGUCGGGGCCUCAUCAGUAAGCCCAAACUCUUCUUUGCAAACUACUGCCGCGGGAACUUCGUUGAACCACAUAUUCAGUACGACAGUUUACCUCCCCCGCCAGUCCAGCAGGUGGCGCCCAGGGACAUGAUGACCUUAUAUUCCUGCAUCGAUAGUUUCCAAGCGCCGCGGCACGAGGAGCGUGGCACUGUAUUCGUGCAGGUGUUGUGUGAGGUGCUGGCUGAGCACGCCCAUGACAUGAAUAUGCAAGACCUCAUUAUCAAAAUAAACAGCCUCACAAAGACACGUGGAGGCGCCACUCCGGAGUCUCAGAUGUAUGAUUUCAAAACAUUCUACUUCAACCCGUACCAGCAGUAACGCCGCCGCGCCACCAUUGCGCCUGCAGGAAGGAAGAACUGCGUGGGAGAGCGUGGAACAGGAGGCACCCACCCUGCUGCCUUGAAUUUUGUGGUGACGGGUCAGUGUGAGGAUGGAGGAAUGUAACGUGAUUAGUGUCCAGGGUAACGGUAUAAUGAUUUUUCCAAGUUUGAAGACGCGGAUGUCCACUACACGAAUCAAUGGUUAUUGUUGUUGUUGUUGUUGUUGUUGUAGGUUAUUAACACAGUAAUCUUAUCGUGGGCGUGUUGUUAUUCUGGGAAACAUAGUCAUGCUAAUAAUAAAUGAUUGAUCCUU